This is a messenger RNA of Prunus armeniaca (apricot), 1119 nucleotides long. The record is from the annotation of a GenBank genome assembly. NCBI's taxonomy places the organism in Eukaryota, Viridiplantae, Streptophyta, Magnoliopsida, Rosales, Rosaceae.
AUGGCGACUCAAGUUGAGCCUCCAAAUGGGAUUAGAUCGCAAGGAAAGCAUUACUAUUCCAUGUGGCAGACCCUGUUCGAGAUCGAUACCAAAUACGUGCCGAUCAAACCGAUCGGUCGAGGAGCGUACGGCAUCGUUUGCUCUUCCGUGAACCGGGAAACGAACGAGAAAGUUGCGAUUAAGAAGAUCAACAAUGCGUUUGAGAACCGAAUUGAUGCGCUGAGGACGCUGCGGGAACUGAAGCUGCUGCAGCAUCUUCGGCAUGAAAAUGUGAUUGCUUUGAAGGAUGUGAUGGUGCCAGUUCAAAGGAAGAGCUUCAAGGAUGUCUACUUGGUGUAUGAGCUCAUGGAUACGGAUCUGCACCAGAUUAUUAAGUCCUCCCAACCACUUUCUAACGAUCACUGUCAGUAUUUCCUCUUCCAGCUGCUUCGAGGCCUAAAGUAUCUCCAUUCUGCAAACAUUCUCCAUCGUGACUUGAAGCCUGGCAACCUUCUUAUCAAUGCGAACUGUGAGUUGAAGAUAUGUGAUUUUGGACUAGCACGUACUAGCACAGGAAAGGGCCAGUUCAUGACUGAGUAUGUUGUCACUCGUUGGUACCGUGCCCCUGAGCUCCUCCUCUGCUGUGACAACUAUGGAACAUCCAUUGAUGUGUGGUCCGUUGGAUGCAUCUUUGCUGAGCUUCUUGGCCGGAAACCUAUCUUCCCUGGCACAGAGUGUCUAAACCAGCUCAAACUCAUAAUCAACAUCCUUGGCAGCCAGAGGGAGGAGGAUCUCCAAUUUAUAGACAACCAUAAGGCGAAGAAGUACAUAAGAUCACUGCCAUAUUCUCUUGGUACCCCCUUCUCCCAUCUCUAUCCUGAUGCCCAUCCUUUGGCAAUCGAUCUACUGCAAAAGAUGCUUGUUUUCGACCCAUCAAAGAGGAUAAGUGUCCUUGAAGCACUCCAACACCCUUACAUGUCCGCGUUGUAUGAUCCCAGUAAUAACCCUCCAGCCGAGGUACCAAUUGAUCUUGACAUAGAUGAGGAUUUAGGAGAAGAGACGAUAAGGGAGAUGAUGUGGAAGGAAAUGCUUCAUUACCACCCUGAAGCUGCUGCAGGCAAUGCGGAACUGUUUUCCUGA